UACCGGAUUUUGUCAACUAUGGCGACAGUUUCAUCCAGUAUCGCAAGGAACCAUGCUCGUGAUUCAACUUAUGCAGUAUCAGUACUGCCACACCUAAUGGAAUGCAGUUGUUUCAUAUUGUUAUCAUUUCCUGCUGUGACAAGUCAAAAUUUCUGCUGUAGUUAGACUGUGACUGAACAUGCACAUGUUGUAGAAUAACUACAUCAUUUGAUUCAACCGACAGAGGGGGCAGCAGUGAGUAAUGUGAGCUACAUUUUGAGAUUUUAUUGCAAAACUAGAUCGUCGGCUAUGCCGAACUGCAGGCUAAAGUGACUCCAAAACAACACGUGAACAUGAACAAUGUAGCUCGUCUCUGCUGAUAAAUAUAAAAUCACAUAUAUCUAAAUAGAGUUUGGCGGCGUGACAAACGACCACUAACUACCACAGUUUGACGGAUUAUUUGAUUUAUUACGUAAAUGGAUUGUGGUGCAACCGUACAGUCUAUGGGUGCAACACUGAAGACUAUAUCCUGCAGCAGUGUGAGUAUGUGUGUGUUUUUGCCACGGUGGCUUUGGCUCAGGGUUUCACGGUGACGCGCUCAUGAGCUGCAGACUCACGAACGCGCGUCGUCCUUUCGUAUGGAUGGGAUCAGCAAGAGGGACGCGAAUGAAAGACUGCUGUAAGAUUUUCUCCACCUGCCCUCACCUCUACAUGCAGCAGCCUCACCGAUAGACACAGCAACCAGCCUGCAAGAGGAGUGCUGUCAGGAGUGGAAAAUAUUUGGCUGCCCAGCCAAUGCUACAUUUUGUGUCAUAUCGCCUUUGUCCCUGAAUUAGUGGCUACUAGUUGACAGCAUCAAGUCUGUUACUGAGAGCAGUCCAACGGCAGCCGCUGCUAACAGCACGCCACUCAGCUUGAUUGGUUGUAAUCCAGAUGCCAGAGGACUCAAAUACAAGACCUCACUGAAGAAAAGUGUCUGAGGAAACAAUUGCUGUUUUUCUUCGUCAUUCUUGAAGUUUUGUUUGGUAGCUUUUGUUGGAUCAAGUGCAAUCAUGGGGGCCACAGGCUACGGCUAUUAUCGCGUAGUCAUCUUCAUCUGCAUGUUCAUCGGCUACUCGCUGUACUUCUUUAACAGGAAGACUUUCUCCUUCGUCAUGCCCUCUGUGAUGGAGGAGAUUGAACUGGACAAAGAUGACUUGGGUCUGAUCACCAGCAGCCAGACCAUGGCCUACGCCAUCAGUAAGUUUAUCAGCGGUGUGCUGUCGGAUCAGAUCAGCGCCCGUUGGCUUUUCUCCAUCGGCCUCUUCUUGGUGGGGGGCAUCAACAUAGCCUUCUCCUGGUCCUCCACUGUGUCCAUGUUCUCACUGCUCUGGUUCAUCAAUGGCCUGGGACAGGGCUGUGGCUGGCCCCCAUGUGGGAAAGUGCUGCGCAAGUGGUAUGAGCCAUCCCAGUUUGGAACAUGGUGGUCUGUGCUGUCCUGCAGUAUGAACCUGGCUGGGAGUCUGGGUCCAAUCCUGGUCACAGUGCUCCUGCAGUACUAUGACUGGAGGACCAUCCUGACCAUGUCAGGCAUUUUCUGUGCCGCCUUCUCACUUGUUUGUCUGGUGUUUGUAAAGAAUGAGCCAAAGGAUGUGGGCCUGCCCAGCAUUGAGGCAGCAGCCAAGAAGGGGGCAAAGGGAGGCAACAGUGAGAGCACCCUGAGUGAAUUCCUCCUCUCUCCUUUCCUGUGGGUGCUGUCUCUGGGCUACUUGGUGGUGUUUGGGGUGAAGACGGCUGCCACUGACUGGGGACAGCUGUUCCUCAUGCAGGAGAAAGGCCAGACCGCUCUUAUGGGAAGCACCUACAUGAGUGCCUUGGAGGUGGGAGGUUUUGUGGGCAGCCUCGCAUCAGGCUUUAUCUCAGACAGAGCCGUAGCUCGGCAAGGUUUGGGCACACACGGCAACCCUCGCCACGGUCUGCUCAUUCUCAUGAUGGCUGGUAUGUAUGUGUCCAUGUACCUCUUCAGAGUCACCAUCACUCCUGAAAUACCAGAGGAGGCUCCUCUUUGGGUCCAAGUGAUUCAUCCUGUGUCUGUGCUCAUCGGUGUGUCAGAAAAAGAGAUCUGGAUCCUCUUCCUCGGUGCUAUGUUUGGAUUUUCUUCUUACGGACCAAUUGCCUUGUUUGGAGUUAUAGCCAGUGAAAGUGCUCCUUCUAAUUACUGUGGAACCUCUCAUGCUGUUGUAGCCCUGAUGGCUAAUGUGGGUGCUUUUAUGGCGGGGCUUCCCUUCAGCACUAUUGCCAAACAGUACAGCUGGGACAUGGCCUUCUGGGUAGCUGAGGUGACAAUGGCCAUCGCAACUGUUGGGUUCUUCCUUGUACGCAACAUGCGUACCAAAAUGGGACGAAUCGCAGAGAAAAUGGACUGAUGUACCUGACUGAAAUGAGCCAACUGUCAAUGUCCAUUUAUGUGACUGGACAAACUGUGUUUUUGCACUGUUGAGUUCUCUCUAUACAGAAUACCGCACAUUAAUACAAUACUCCAAUUUGACCACACUAAAUCAAGAGAGACAGAUCUCAGACAUUUUGUCCUGAUUUAUUGGGUUGAUGUAGAUACUCAGGGUGGGUGUAGGUCAUUAAAUCACUCCAAUUUUGUAAUCUGGUUCUUUUGUCACACACAUUUCAAUUUGUCCUCAUAUUCAAGAUACACUAGAUCAUACUUGUACAUCACAUGCUUACAUUUUAGUGCUUCUACUUGAUUCUGGAAGCAAUUUUCAUGUUGAGGUAUUUAAAAGUUGCUUUAUGACAGCUGUGUGCUAAAGAGGACAUAGACAUGAAAGUCUGUACAGCUUUGGCUGGGUUUUGGUGAGAUGAAGUGAAUGUGUGCUGCUCACUGCAUACCCUGCCUUCAGUGCAGGUCAGUUAUAUUUAACUAAUUGAAUGUUCACUGAUGGGUCUGUUUAUUCUAGACUAUUAUUUGUCUAGCUAUUUGCACAAAUGUUGUAGCAUGUAUCAUGAUUAUUGAUCAUUUUACUAAUACCUCAAGUAUUUGUAAAGAAAAUGUCAUGGGUUCAUUAUUUCACUGAAAUGAAGCAACUGGAGAAGAUGUUAUUUUUAUACACAGUUCUGUGGUAAAUGAUACAGAAUAUCACUUUAACAUAUUGUUCUAAGACCAUGUCAGUUUUUGUGACCUGACAUGUUUUUAAGGAACUAUAGACAUCUAACCUUUGCUACAGGUGUUUAGUCACUGCCAUUGUAGUGUCCAACAGUAAUAACACUAGAUUAUAUACUGCUAACUGUGUCACCUCUAAAAUCUGAGUAUUGUCAGCUCUAAUAAUAAGGGGUUUACUCUCAGUGCCGCUUUGGCAAAUCUGUACCUGACUGGAAUUGUACACUUGACUUGAAAAGGUUAAGGAAAUCUAAUAAAUGUGAAGUUUACUGUU
Molecule: messenger RNA, 3398 nt
Organism: Lates calcarifer (barramundi perch)
Lineage: Eukaryota; Metazoa; Chordata; Actinopteri; Centropomidae
Product: glucose-6-phosphate exchanger SLC37A4
Exons: 10
Coding region: 1032-2384 (450 amino acids)
Biological process (GO): glucose-6-phosphate transport; phosphate ion transmembrane transport
Cellular component (GO): endoplasmic reticulum membrane
Molecular function (GO): glucose 6-phosphate:phosphate antiporter activity
Source: RefSeq, a predicted model, not a curated record